Phytophthora infestans T30-4 is the source of this 636-nucleotide messenger RNA. RefSeq lists its product as uncharacterized. The transcript is spliced from 5 exons. The record is from RefSeq and is a predicted model, not a curated record. Lineage: Eukaryota; Oomycota; Peronosporomycetes; Peronosporales; Peronosporaceae. Bases 1 to 636 code for a protein of 211 amino acids.
AUGGUUGCAUUGCUGUAUUCGUGCACUAUUGCAUUGGUGGCUAUUCCUCUAGCUCCAACAACAGCGUUACUUGCGCUUGUGCUGCACAUUGCUAACUUCAAAUUUGACAGGUUUAUUCUAAUGCAUUUGCAGAAGAAGCCAGCAAAUCCGUGGGGGGCUAAAGACGCCGACAGCUUCUUCAUUAAGUUUUACUUCUGCACUGUACUCAUUUUCCUCAGCUUCACCUUCGACCCAACUCGCUCAUCGAGUUCAUACUUUUUAAACGGUCCGGCAUGUUCAGCUGGUUAUCCUCUCUGUGUCUGCAAACACGCUUGUGGACCAUUUGUUGCAGUGGCGACAGGGUACACUCCUCUUUGGAGUAGCAUUACAUCUUCCGGUGUUGCAUCAACGCUCUACUCGCUGGUACUUGGCAACAAUUUCGUACCGUGGGCACUAUUAUUCAUGUUUCUACUUGCCAUCUUUUUCCUCCGGAACUCACUCACCGUUUACAUCAUGGCAACAUUGCAGCGCGAACAGAAUGUUGCACUUACCUUUUCAUCAUUACGAAGAAAGAUCAAGCAACUUGAAAACCGUUUGCGUCUUCAAAAAAUGGGAGGAACUCAAUUAAAUGAAGCGGAUAGAAACGAAAAACCUUGA